AUGUUUAAAGCGCUACAUGCUAAUCAUGUUUUAGCACGCUCUGGGCCCAUUUUUAUCGCUAGAAUUAUUCUCUAUGACCAAUGCUCAGCGGAGCAGCCUGCUGAUCACUCCGACAAUUUCACUCGCUUUAUUAUUACUGGAACUGCGGAUUUGUUCUCAAACGCUGUUCUUCUUCAGGGUGGGUUUCUUGGAUUCCGUGCAGCGUACCCACAGCUCUGUUGGCAGCAUCCAGACAAGCUUCCAGAUGAAGAGUUUGUCGGUGUGAAAGGAGAUUCCGGCCUGGAAAACCUACUACAGGAGUGCCUUUUUAAGCUUUAUCAUGACGCUCCUCCAACCUUGCUCUCUCCGGGAGAGCAUUCAAGUGUCUCAACCCGUCAACCCUCUUCUUGUUCCUCUUGCGGAUCCUCCUCCUCACAGCAAAGUAGUGAUUCUGGUGUCGUCCUAGCUGCCGAUCUUUCCGUAGACGCCGCACUCACCAUAAGCAGGAAAACUGUUUCCCGAGUCACUUCAGCCCCCAUCAACCGUCCCACUACUGUGGUGACCUCCCUCUCUGUUGACGACGUCAUCAUGGCCGGUUCAUGUCGUCGUCCCUUGCGCCUACGGCCGAAUACGCUAUCCCUCUGUUCUGCUUCCUAUUCUCCCUCCAAUUCUGCUGCCACAUCCACCUGUAGCACACUCCUCGACACCUCCCACUGCCAGUUCGCAUCGUCCUAUCGACUCCUUUCUCCCCAAAAUUCUUCCUCCGCCUCCACACCCUCCCCGACAUCCACCCAGCCUCCCAGACCCGCCUCCACUGUAAGUGCAGCUCUCAGUGCUGAGGCCUUCGAAUCGCCUCUGCCAACAGCGGUGCUGCCGCAUCUGCUAAUAGGCUGCCAAGCAGAUGCCAUGUCUGCGAAGGUGUGUGCCGAGUUCGGGGUGACGCAUGUGAUUAAUGUCUCCGCUGACGGGGAGACCUCUCCUCAUGUGCCUCCUUCACGAUUUCUCCGCAUCCCCAUCCAUGAUAAUGGGAAGGCUGAUAUGGUGCCUUACUUUGAGAGGGCUUUUGCAUUUCUUGAUUCAGCCAAGGAUUGCAGUGGUCGUGUGCUCAUCCACUGUUUCGCAGGCAUUUCAAGGUCACCGACAUUGGCCAUCGCCUACCUCAUGCACAACCAACGCAUCACCUUCGAUGAGGCCUACAAUCGCGUGAGAUCUAUUCGACCAAAAAUCUCUCCAAACUUCAAUUUCAUCGGUCAGCUGACGGAUUUUGAGCGACGCCUCAAUCUACCCUCACCUUCACAACCCCCUCCUCCUCAGCCACCUCCGGUACUUAUUGUACCAACUCUUGUCUCUCCCCCAGCAACUCCAUCCGCAUCACCGAGAGGAAAAGACGUCAAUUCCGAAGUAGCACCAAAAAUCAUUCACCAUAUGACACCAGCUGCUGCAAUAUCUACAAGGACGUCGUCAUUGUCAGCAACGUCGGGACCAUCGCGCCCAGUUACCCUAUCGCUUUGUAGACCUCUAAUAGGAGGGUUUUCGAAAAAGCGUGAUCGCUCCCAAUACCUCUCCGUCUAUACCAGUUCUCCAUCCGACCAUUCUAAUUCCCCUAUUGAAACCCCCGCUACCAUCACAGCUGAUGUUUCGAUGUGCAUUACUUCCACUCCCACUUCGACAACGACAACGAAUUCAACAGCCUUCAUAGGUCGAAGAAAACGCAGUCGUUUUGGGCCUCUUCUCCCCUCCCCAUCAACUGCCAUCGCUAGUCUAGAUCUCUCCUCUCCAACGGAGGAUAGUCGUGUGUCGCGUCUGAAGUCCACCUCACCACCACCGCCACCUUCUCCGCGUCCUCGUCGUCUUCGACGAGGCAGUCCGCUUCGCGUUGAAGAGGCUCGACGCUUCUCUCUCUCCACAUUUUCUGACCUCCAAUUUGCUGGUGCUGCCCUGGCUGCGGCCGCUGCUGCUGCGGCUGCCGCUGAAUCACCUUCUAGCGACAUUGAUAGCGAAUGCGAUAUGGCCGCUUCUAAUCCCUCCAUUAUCGGUAACGGUGGUGGUCUGCAAAGUCCUAGCGCCUCUACUCACCGGUGGAUUAUCAGUGAGAGCUGUCGGCACCAACAAGCCACUGCGGAAUCCUCCUGUCAUUCCAGUCUUUCCUCCUCAAGCAACAGUCAGCAUACUCCCAGUUUUCCUAUUUCUUAG
This is a messenger RNA of Hydatigera taeniaeformis, 2172 nucleotides long. Lineage: Eukaryota; Metazoa; Platyhelminthes; Cestoda; Cyclophyllidea; Taeniidae. The record is from the annotation of a GenBank genome assembly.